This is a messenger RNA of Rotaria sp. Silwood1, 839 nucleotides long. The record is from the annotation of a GenBank genome assembly. NCBI's taxonomy places the organism in Eukaryota, Metazoa, Rotifera, Eurotatoria, Philodinida, Philodinidae.
AUGCACACUGUUUUUCGUGUCGAUGAUAUCAAACAGGCAGUCAGCAGCAAUUGUCUAUGGGAAGUUCAAUUAAGUCUCACAGGCGACAAUGAUCCACAAUUGGCUACUCUUACUGAACGCAUAAAAGGGGAACUCUUUGGAUCCACAGGAUGGCAUCGAUUGGGUGAUCUAAUGCUCAAAGUGGGUCACUUAAAUCAAGCUGAAGAACUUUACAAUGAACUACUGAACAACUCGUCCAGCGACAGUGAUAGAGCACAUAUAUAUCAUAUGCUUGGGUUUUUGAAAGACGAUCAAGGACAAUACAAAGAAGCAGUUUCAUUUUAUGAAAAAUCACUUGAAAUCGAGCGAAAAACUCUUCCGGAAGAUCAUUCUUCAUUGGAUUCUACCUACAACAACAUCGGUGCAGCGUAUGACAACAUGGGUAACUACACGAAAGCACUUGAAUUUUACGACAAAUCACUUAAAAUACUCGAAAAAUCUCUGCCUCCGAAUCAUCCCAAUUUGGCUAGUUCCUACAACAACAUCGGUGGAGUGUAUGACAACAUGGGUAACUACUCGAAAGCACUUGAAUUUUACGAUAAAGCACUUAAAAUCUACGAAAAAUCUCUGCCUCCGAAUCAUCCCUUAUUGGCUACUUCCUACAACAACAUCGGUGGAGUGUAUGCCAACAUGGGUAACUACUCGAAAGCACUUGAAUUUUACGACAAAUCACAUAAAAUCUACGAAAAAUCUCUGCCUCCAAAUCAUCCCUUAUUGGCUACUUCCUACAACAACAUCGGUACAGUGUAUAGAAACAUGGGUAACUACUCGAAAGCACUUGAAUUUUACGACAAAUCACA